AUGUUGGCACUGUAUCACAGCUCAGCUGGUCCCCCUGAUUGUCUCGUUGUCAGCAAGCCAGCCAUCUCAUGCCCCCAACUUCCCAGAAACAUCAUCUCACUCAAUCUCCAGACAGUGACAAAUAUGCCUGAGAAUUCGGAACCGGCAGAAAGGCCUAGCAUUAAGCUGAAGCUGCCCUCUGAUUCCGGAAGUGAACACAGGCGCCGCGAGAGUAAAGAGCUAUGCCAGGUUUGCCAAAGUCUGGACCUUGGGGUUCACUGUUUCAAGGUCCGAUACGGUUCAUCCGGCGGCUCAACGUUGAGCCGUCCGUUACAUUCGUCCACAGCCGUACGCCGCCUCGGCAGCCUCAACGCGAUCAGGGCACGCUCUUCGAAAUGUCCGCUAUGCGCCUUAAUCAUGGACUCAGUAACGGAGCUAAGCCCCGAAAAUCCAUACUCUCAACCUCUUGACGAAGCAGCAGAAAGUCAACUGCAAAGAGCCACGUGCUCUAUCAGCUGGGAGAUUGAUGGCCGCGAAACAGCUAAGCGAACCGGAAAGAGCCCAAGGAACCUCGUGCGUGGCGUCACGAGGCGCAUGCAUAUUCGAUGGAAUCAUCCCAGACUGUCGAAUGCCUACCUUGUCUAUGUCGCGCCAGAGACGUUCUCGAGGACUACGUCAGAUGCUGAUCGAGUCUGGGCCAAAGAGUCCAUGUUUUUGGGCAGACCGCUGACUCAAAAUAUUGAAAACCAAGCUCUCAUUCAGUCCUGGCUUGAUCUAUGCAGGAAAACCCACCGAGGUCCUUGUCGACAGAUUGAAAGCGACCGUAGUCAUCGUUUCAGGGAGAUGGUUUCUCACUCUUACUUUGGCGUUAUUGACGUACAAAACAUGCAGCUGACGCAGCUGCCCUUCCAGCCUCUGGCUGAUUCACAAAGAUCGCCAACAUAUUACCAAUCUGUCGAAGACCUCAAACUAGAACCUUACGUAGCGCUGAGUUACGUUUGGGGCAAUGACACGGACGCAUACAAGACUUUGACCGAGAACGUCAUGUUCCAUCGAACACACGGCGGUCUGGAAGAGGUCCUAUCGAGAAUACCCAAGGCUAUUCAGGACGCUUUCGACCUGGUGCGGAGAUUGGGUUUCAGAUAUGUCUGGAUAGAUCGACUCUGCAUCGUCCAGAACAGUCCAAGGUCAUGGAAGCUCAACGCCUACAACAUGGACCUCAUCUACGGAAACGCGGAGCUCACCAUUUGUGCUGCGGAUGGCGACGCUUCAAUCGGUCUACGAGCCAUGCGGCCGAACACUCGCAAUACCACGCAGUGCAAGCGGCACAUCACUCCAAAUUUGCAACUCAUGGUAACUCGGCCACCGGAGAUGUAUAUUCGAGCUUCCACGUGGAACGAACGAGCAUGGACGUUCCAAGAACGUUUGCUGUCGAGGCGUUGCCUGAUUUUCACAAACGGCCGUGUCUACUACCAGUGUCGGUCAACUGGCAUGUCGGAGGACAUCUUUGGUGAUCAAAAGGGGGCUGGCUGGUCGUUGGACCUAGUCGAUGCACCACUGCAAAUGUUCAGACAACUAGACAAUCGCGCGAUCUGGGUCUACAUGAAAUGUGUAGAACUGUAUACGGAGCGAAAGCUCGCCCAUCUACAAGACAUCCAGGCGGCUUUCAGUGGCAUGGCAAACAUGAUGGAAGAUCGUAUGCGCGCCCCAUUCAUCAACGGCCUGCCGAGUUCUCACUUUGACUUGGCUCUUCUUUGGGAACCCAUGAAGCAGACGAAGAGGAGAAUCAUUACACAAAACUCAAGCACUUCCUCUCUUCCAGAUUUCCCGACUUGGUCAUGGACCGGUUGGAUUGGCGAGGUCAAAUACAAAGAUGAUCUCGUUGCUGGUAUUCUGGAUAAUGUAUCCGACUGGCUGGAUACUCACACUUGGAUUAAGUGGUGGGUCCGGGAUGGGCAUGGUGAUCUGAGGCCAUUAUGGGAUGCCGAUCGGUCUGUCGAAGAUCAAAGUAAGGAUAUCAAGUGGAGAGGCUACACCGACAAGCGGGCACAACAAACUGAGUAUACCGGAGACCGCCAGGAGGUCUAUUAUGACGAAGAAACUAUCACACGCAUUCGUCGACGGGAAAACCGGGACUAUGAAUGGACUCGGGAGCGAAGACCAGACAACCGUAGCUCCGAGAGCGACAACGACGAUGACGAUGACAGCAGCGGCAGCUCUUCCGAUGCGGAUACAAGAAGAUCUGAUGGAAAAGGCUAUGAGGUUUAUAAUAGCCACCGUAAAUCGGUUAGCUAUGGACCCAACGUCGAUACAGGCUUGCCAAAUGGUGUAAAAAUCAUUCGUCCGGAUGGACCACCACCACGUUUUCCCUCGACGAGAAGCCGAAGCGGUGAGAGAGAGCGCCAUUCACGAGUGGAUCGACGAGUGGAGGGUAGAGGUUACUUGAGGUACGACCUCCCGCCACCACCGUCUCCCAGACGAGAAUCUUCGCUGGUAGGGGAACUCGAAGAUCCAUCGCAUCAUCGUCAACGAUCCCGACGAGAAUACCGGGAUGGCUACGAGCGUCAACGUCGACCCACGGGCCGGACAGAACGAUUAGAGUCCGAGCACCCAACACUCAACGCAGCCUUCUUCGACUUGAGAUACAAGGACGACGAGGCAGAAUUCAGCAUCGCUCUUCGAGACUACCCUUACCGUGUGGUCAAGGCAGAGUACACGCCAAAGCCCGAAACUUCCGAGUUCCCUCUACUGCCUAUUCUGCAGUUUCGUACCUGGCACACAUGGCUGUACAUCAGGGAAAGCAUGCCAGUAGAACAACAGGAUGAGAAUCGAAGAAGAGUGAGUAUGAAUGUGGGGCUCGGUCAGGUUCGACACCACAUUGUCGACGAGAGUGGUGACUGGUGCGGCUCUCUUGUGUUAGAUGCGGAGUGGGCAGCCACAGCAGAUGCCAGGCAGGAGUUCAUUGCCAUCUCCGAGGCUAAAUGCUUCACACCCUCCGAGUGCCAAGAAUGGACGUAUUACAUUCCCAAAGAGCGCGAUCAGAGCGAAUGGGAUUUGUUCUACGUGUUGCUCAUUGAGAGGAAAGACGAGAGAUGGGAGAGAGUUGGUGUUGGAAAGGUUUUCCAGGAGGCUUUUAGGAGUUCAAGGCAAAGGGAAAUUAUGCUCAGCUAG
This is a messenger RNA of Colletotrichum orchidophilum, 3150 nucleotides long. RefSeq lists its product as uncharacterized. The transcript has 3 exons. Lineage: Eukaryota; Fungi; Ascomycota; Sordariomycetes; Glomerellales; Glomerellaceae. The record is from RefSeq and is a predicted model, not a curated record. The coding region runs from base 1 to 3150 and encodes 1049 amino acids.